AUGUUGCUUAAAGAAGAGUUUCCUUUAAGAACAUAUGAACUGAGAGAACAACUAAAUGCCGUUGCAGAUGCAUGCAAUAAGCUGAAGGCUAAUAAACAUUUGAAAGAAUUUCUAGCACUAGUACUUCAACUUGGAAACUUCAUAAAUGCUGGAAGCUAUGCGGGCAAUGCAGCAGGCUUUACACUCAGCACACUACCAAAGCUCCUAGAAAUAAAAGCAAACAAACCAAGGCUGACAUUCUUGCACUAUGUGGUAGAAGUUGCAGAAGCUAACAAUAAGGAAAUAUUACAAUUCACAGAAGAUAUGAGUAACAUGAAAGAAAUGGCAAGGAUAUCAGUGGAGCUGCUCCAGGAAGAAGUGAUGAAACUUAUUAGUGAUGUCAAACAUGUUGCAUCACAGCUGAAGGAAGAUACAAGUGGAAUCAGGGUGCAGUUCAAAGAUUUCUUUAAGGCUGCUUUGAAAUGCAGUAAUGAAAUUCAGCAGGCUAUGAAUAAGGUGAAGGCUUGUACUCAUGCUUUAGCCAAACAUUUCUGUGAAGAUCCUAAGAAAUUCAAGCCAGAAGAAUGUUUCCAUUUGUUUGCUGAGUUUUUUACCAUAAUUCAGAGAGUUCGACUGGAAAAUGAAGAGAAAAGGAAAUCAGAACAACAGCAAAUUCAAGACCAGAUGGAAACAAACAAACUAACUGCAAACGGAGGUAGAGGCAGAAAAAAGUUUUUACCACAUCGACAAUAUACUGCAGCUAAACAGAUUUUAAGGGAUAUUUGCAGUAAAAAUUUCAAAUUACGUCGAACUGAAGCUCAGUACUGAAAAUUUAGUGCUAUGAAGAGGAAAUUUGUACUGAAUCAUUGUGAAAUAUGACGUGUGAAUUAAUCUCAUAAGUAUGUAACUGACUUGUUCCUUCAUACCUAGGACAUGACACAUUUAAUGUCACGGCUCAGUAUCUCUUUAUUGUCAGUGGUGCUUAGUCUACUAUUUCAAUGUGUUUUGCAAACAUGACUUGUCCAUAUAUGUAAAUGGCUUUAUAAAUAAAUUUUUUUAUAAUUAAA
Schistocerca piceifrons (Central American locust) is the source of this 1046-nucleotide messenger RNA. Its product is annotated as FH2 domain-containing protein 1-like. The transcript is spliced from 6 exons. The coding region runs from base 1 to 807 and encodes 268 amino acids. Lineage: Eukaryota; Metazoa; Arthropoda; Insecta; Orthoptera; Acrididae. The record is from RefSeq and is a predicted model, not a curated record.